This is a messenger RNA of Paraglomus brasilianum, 3219 nucleotides long. NCBI's taxonomy places the organism in Eukaryota, Fungi, Glomeromycota, Glomeromycetes, Paraglomerales, Paraglomeraceae. The record is from the annotation of a GenBank genome assembly.
AUGCCCAUAAACUACGUGAACAUCUGCAUAGCACUUUAUAAUUAUGAAGCGCAAAAUGAAGAUGAACUUUCUUUUAAGGAGGAUGACGUUUUAUAUAUAUUAGACAACGAUGAUGAGGAAUGGUGGAAGGCUAAGUUAAAGAUUCCGAAAGAUGCAAACGGUGAAAACGACGAAGAGGGUCCCAUUGGCGUAAUACCUUGCAACUACGUGCAAGAGGCAGAAUGCUCCGCAGUAGUAAAAGCUCUUUACGAUUACGAGGCACAGACUGAGGAUGAACUUAAUUUCGCAGGAGACGAUAUUUUAUAUUUAUACGAGAAUGACGAUCCUGACUGGUACUUAGUGAAACAUAAUGACCAGUUUGGCUACGUUCCUGCGAAUUACUUAGAGGAGACUUCAUUAGAAGAGCAAGCAGUGGAAGAAGAGCAACAAUCUGAAGAAGGACAGUCUCCAACCGUUCCAGCGAAUAAGUCAGUCUCCCUAUUCCAAGCAUUGUCGAGCGCAGCUCAGCAGAAUUCUUAUGUAGAUCCAUUGAAACUAUAUGCUCAACAAGCUGGUCGUCAGAAAGACGAUUCCUCGGCAGUUAGCGUAAACACGUGGGCGGUUUUGGAACUCGACAAAAAGAAAAAGAAGAAAAAGAAGGGAAAGCUGGGUAUCGGUCAGGGGAAAGUAUUUUAUGCAAGCGAAUCAGAUAAAUCUGCACCAGUCCAACAAUGGGAUGUUACGGAUGUCACGGAUAUAAAAUCGGAUAAGAAACAUGUACACAUUACUUUUGGUGGAUCAAAAGCUGCAACAUUUAAUUUCCAAGCAGGCUCCAAGAGUGAUGCAGAAGCGAUAGUCCAGAAAGCAAAAGCUUGUCUAGCAACUGUAGAGCUGCCAACUGUCAAUCUAGACAGGGCUAGUAAAACAUCCAGCGUGGUUAUCUCACCAGGUUACUCUAAUCGCCAGUCGUAUGCUGAGGCUCAAGACGAAACUCAAAGUCAACAUGAGGAGUACGAGCAUGCAGAAGAUCAAUACCAGGAUGAUGAAGCAGAACAAGAGGCGGAGUACGAGGCACAACCGACAGUAGAAGAGGAUGAAGCAGACCGUGAACUAGAGGCAGCCACCAUACUUUAUAAUUUUAAUGCCGACGGUGAUGAUGAACUGACUGUUCGAGAAGGAGAAAGCGUUUGGGUCGUUGAUUCUUCUAGCACUGAAUGGUGGAAAUGUAGGAAUGAAAAUGGAGAAGAAGGAGUUGUACCUGCAUCUUACAUUGAAGAGGAAAGGGUACGUCGCGAGGAGGAAGAAUUAGCACGCCGCGAGGAAGAAGAGCGACAAAGAAAGGCUGUUGAGCGCCGUAGACUCGAAGAAAAACGAAAGAAAGAAGCAGAGAAGAAACGUCGCGAAGAGGAACGCCAGAAAGAAACAGCUCCCCCUGUGCUGACUAGCCGACCACCAGUUCGAACGAAGCAAGCAAGUGAGGAUAACGCGAAAAAGAUUCAAACUCCAACAAAUCGUGCAUUACCAGAUCGACCUGCACAAGCUCAGUCCAAAUCGAAACCAUUACCAUCAAAUACGCGGACAUGGACAGACAGAACAGGUGCCUUCAAAGUUGAAGCUCAAUUCCUUCGUUGUGUCGAUGGCAAGAUUCAUCUACACAAACUUAAUGGUGUGAAAAUCGCUGUACCAGUUGAUAAAAUGAGUAAAGAGGAUAUAGCAUAUAUUGAAGAGGCCACCGGCAAGAAGGUAGAAGACAAUAAUGACAACAUGCCGUUAGCGGCCAUUGCAGUAGCACAUAAAAGCAAAGAGUCUGCUAAAGACUACGACUGGUUUGAUUUCUUCCUUAAAGCCGAUGUCGCUUAUGAAGAUGCCUACAGAUAUGCUACCACUUUUUUCCAAGAGAAAUUGGACGAGAGUUCAAUACUUGAUUUGACUCGUGAACUCAUGAAAACACUCGGAGUGAGAGAAGGCGACAUUCUUAGGAUAAGGAAAUAUAUUGAUACUAAGCAUGGUCAAGAGCAGAAGAAAACAGUGACAUUUGCUGCAGACGUAAAGGAUGACGAACUAGAACAAAAAAAGCAGGAAGAAUUAGAUAAAGGAUUAGCUAUCAAGAUUCAGUCGGAGGAAUCAAAUCAAUCUCAAAAGUCAACGGAUUUCAAUAAAAUUAUGCAAAUAAAACGCGAUGAGCAGCUUGCCCGAGAACUUCAAGAAAAAGAAAACGAGAUUGCUCGCAGUCAAGGUAGAUCCAUACCAAAAGCUGCUGAUAUCUAUGGGGAUCUAGGGUCAAUAUUGCAAAAAGACGAUAAUAAAACUCCAAACCAGGGAGCGCCUUUACUAUUUGCAGGUGCUGAUGGAAUACUAAAGAACAACACUAAAAAGGCUCGUCCUCAACCGACAAAGUCGGCUCCUUUGCUUAUCGAUGCCAGUUCAUUUACUAGUGCUAAAGGUAGACUAGAUGAGGCCUUUAAGGCGCCACAGCCAAAGCCUAACGUGACUGGUGGUUUUGACGACGACUGGGCCCUUAUCAGGCAGAAUUCUGGAACGAGUCUUUCUUACAGUUCACAACCGAGCUUUGGUACGACACUUCAAACAUCACAACCUUCCUAUACUCAGCAAACAAAUUUGAGCACAAUGCAUGCAGGUACAUCAUCACCUCUGAAUCCUCAACAGUCAGCUCUUGUCCGACAGAAUUCUGGCAUGAGUCUUCCGUUUGCUUCACAACCGAACUUCGGCACGACAAAUUCUGCAAUGACUCCUUCAUUUAUUCCACAACAGCCGAUUAAUCCAUCAUUUGCACCCCGUCCCUCCCCAAUGUCUAUGAUGAAUAAUCCGGGCGGUAAUAUGUCAUAUAAUAACGGACUUGGUAAUUUUGGCGGCGGCGGCGUCUUGCAGCCUCGGCCGAGUGGAAGUGGAUUUGGACCUAGUUUUGGUCAAUUACCUCACCAAACUACUACUACCUCUGUUACUACUUAUACAGUCGUAUCAUCAAAUGCGCCAGGACAAUAUCCAUCUGCAGGGUUUAAUAACUACCCACAUACUGCCAACCAAUUCAACCCCAACAAUCAGCUGCAACCAGCUGCACAAUUGUAUCGUAUGCAAUCAUUGUCUUUGGUGUUUUGUUCGUUAUUUCAACUAUUUGAUUUUGAGGUUGCAGAUCCUAAUGAAGUUUCCACAGAGCUGUCCAUCAGGUCUUCAUCUGGAUCUCCCAUUUGUAUAGUGAAACAGCAUAUAUUAUAUAAUUAG